This is a messenger RNA of Physella acuta, 731 nucleotides long. RefSeq names its product abdominal ganglion neuropeptide L11-like. Lineage: Eukaryota; Metazoa; Mollusca; Gastropoda; Physidae. The record is from RefSeq and is a predicted model, not a curated record.
AAGAUGUGCCCCAUAAACCUGUUGAAGAUAUUUAUAAUAACACUCGUUACGUUGGAGGUCAAUGGAUUUAUUUUACCAAAGAGGAGCCGCAGUAUCGACUGCAAGAAAUAUGUUUUCGCCCCAAGAUGUCGAGGCGUUUCCGCAAAAAGAGCCAUCCCCCAGUCAACAAAUGUUCAGCCCUCUUUACCCGAGUCCUCACAAUUAGAUGCAGCAGUCUUGAAAAGUUUCCUCUCCGCCAGAAACCAAGAGUUAGACAACACUUCCAGAUUCCUGGAGUUUUUGCAGCAGUUACAACAGCAGACGAAUGGGGACAGACGCAAAAGGAUGGCACAGCAUUCGCGAGCAUUGAAUAUAGGAAAUGAAGGAGAUAAAAUUUUGUCUCUGUUGGCCAGUCGAGUGUCCAGUCCAGGACUUUGAAAGCCGGACAGUGGUGUCAAGCUGACGAUAGUUUCAGAGUUCACGUCUGCUAGUUUUCAACGUUUCCUGUUAGUAGCCAGCCAUCACACUUGUUUUGUUUGACCAGUUCAGUUUUUUUUUUAAUUAUUUUUUUUUCUAAAUAUAGAUCUAUGUAUACAUGUUCCAAAAAAUAAUUAUAAUGAACAAAACGAAAUGGUUUGGUUUUCAAUGCUAUUGCAAACUAACCAGUAAAUGUUUAAAAAUAUGGAAAGUUGAGUAUUAAUGGUGAAUAAAGAGUCGUCCAUAAACAAUGUCAGGCUUUAAAAAAAGAUUUU